AUGUUAUCUGAUUUUAAUUUUAGUAGUAUUCGUUACAGCUUCAAGUUAUUAUUAAACCCUCGAGGUUGCAUUCCUCAUUUAAAAGUAUCAGAUUUUAAUUCUUUACCUAUACCUCUUCCGUCACAUAUUAAAGGAAUAGUUCUUGAUAAAGAUAAUUGCUUUGCUGCACCUCGUGAACUUUCUGUUUGGCCUGAAUAUGAAGAGCAUUUCAAUCGUCUGAAAAAGUAUUAUUCUCCUAAAGCUCUUCUUAUUGUUAGUAAUAGUGCAGGCUCAACAGUAAGUGACAAGAACUUUGAAUUAGCAAAAGAAGUAGAAAAAAAUACUGGAGUAACCGUUCUACGACAUAACACCAAAAAGCCUGGAUGCCAUGAGGAAGUAAUUGAUUAUUUUUUAAAGAAUAAAAUAAUAGAGCAUCCUUCGGAAAUUGCUGUUAUAGGUGAUCGAUUACUAACCGAUAUUGUAAUGGCACGAACCAUGAACAGCUUUGGAGUUUGGAUAGAAAAUGGUGUUUAUAAGAGUAAUAGUAUAUUUUCAAAAAUAGAAUACAUGUUAUAUAAAAAAUUUUCAGGAAAAUAG
This is a messenger RNA of Henningerozyma blattae CBS 6284, 576 nucleotides long. RefSeq names its product phosphatidylglycerophosphatase (gene GEP4). Gene Ontology annotation, molecular function: phosphatidylglycerophosphatase activity. Lineage: Eukaryota; Fungi; Ascomycota; Saccharomycetes; Saccharomycetales; Saccharomycetaceae. Bases 1 to 576 code for a protein of 191 amino acids. The record is from RefSeq and is a predicted model, not a curated record. The transcript has a single exon.